Molecule: messenger RNA, 405 nt
Organism: Cadophora gregata
Lineage: Eukaryota; Fungi; Ascomycota; Leotiomycetes; Helotiales; Ploettnerulaceae
Exons: 2
Coding region: 1-405 (134 amino acids)
Source: RefSeq, a predicted model, not a curated record
AUGAAAUCCACAUCUGUCCCAUCACCCGAGCCCUCACAGAGUCACGGUCCAGCCACUUCAUUGCGUGUAAUUUUCGGCGUCAGCCAAAAAAGCAAUUCCCACUCCACUGCCACCCAGGGAAGAAAAAAAGACACCGCAAUCUUCUUGCCAACAGCAACAACAAUCGAAAGAGAAAGAUCUGUUCCUAGCUCUUCCGUCUCCCCCUCCCUCGGCCAGAAGUCAAACGGACGCCAGCCCUCACUAUCGUCAAGCAUCACGCUAGACCUCGAGACAAACAGAGCAGACGAUCCAGCACCAUACCGAGCAUACCCACGCCAAAUCUGCCCCCACGGACACCAUCCAGCUGUCGACACCAGCAACCGCGACCAAGUCCUCGACCGUGCAUCCGCUGGAGAUUCUCCCUAA